UAAUAAAAAUUAUUAAAAAUCUAAAAAAACAAAUAAUGGAUAAAGAGGUUAAUUACCAAGAGACAGUGUCAAUUGGUGAUUAUAUAAUAAUUCAGAAGCAGGAUUACCGAAAAGUUUGCCGAAUAACACGUGAUGGAACGUUUACGUUGGGCAAGGAGCAGGUUGAGAUGUCCGGGAUCAUCAACAAGCCUUACUGGACAACAUUCAAAAUGAUCGGACCGGUGUCGAGCUUAAAAAAUGGUUUGAAAACAAUAACUCUGGAGGUUGCGGAGAAAGCCGAAACGUCGGAGAACAUCCACAAAGGCCUGGCCAGCGGGAGCGAUAACAGAUCAAUCAAUGACGAUGGUACGUCUCAAAAAUUAUCUAAAGCUGAAAUAGAAGAUUUACGCGAGGCCGGUAAAUCAAGUAAGGAAAUAGUUGGAUAUUUAAUUGAAAACAGCAGCUCAUUUUCCUCGAAAACAGAAUACUCACAGGAAAAGUAUAUUAAAAAAAAAGAAACAAAGUACUGUAGGUAUCUAACAAUAUUAAAACCGACGGUGGGAUUGUUACAGGAAAUUUAUUUCAGGCAAGAUCCUGGGAGAGUUAAUUGUUUGAGAAUGGACACCUUGUCACAGAUAUUGUCUUACUGCGACGUUAAAUCCGAGGGCAAGUAUCUGCUGUACGAUGGUGGAUCCUGUGGUCUGGCUGCUGCUGCGAUGUUGAGCAGGAUUGGUGCUAACACUCAAGGUACUUUGAUAAACCUUCAUCCAGGAAACCAGCCCAAUUUAACUCUAGUACAAGCUAUGAAUUUUACUGACGAGCAAGUAAAGCGAAUGCUUGCUGUUAAUCUUUAUACAUUUUUACGGCUUUAUUACCAGGGCGAUCAGGUUAUCCUAGAGGAGCUGGCGAAAAAGUACGCGCUCUCGGCGCUGAGACGGCAAAACUCAGAGAACCACGAUGGAAAUCAUCAGGCGAAGAAGCCGAGACUGGAGCCUGAAGUCGAGGAUGACUCUACGACCACCAGCGAAGAAGAGGAGAAAAAAUUGAACGAUGUUAUUAUGGAGACUGACAUCGAGGCUGCUGAUGAUCUUAUCAAGACGGCGGCCUUCAAGAAACCCAAGUGGUUUCAGGAAACCAAGGAGGUUGUUGACUGUUUAAAACUAUCAAAGGCUGAUGGGUUGGCUAUUGUUGCCAAGGAACAUCCUUUGAAUAUUGUUAAUGCAUUAUUACCUUAUUUGGAGGUUUCUAAACCUUUUGUUAUUUAUCAUUGUUAUCGAGAGCCUCUUCAGGAGACUUAUGUUGCUCUUAAGUCACGCAAGGAUGUUAUUAAUUUGAGAUUAUUGUCUAACUUUUGUCGCGGGUAUCAGGUGCUACCCAACAGGACUCAUCCAGAAAUCACUACCAAUGACUUAGGUGGUUACCUUUUAGCUGGAUAUUUAGUUAGCUGAGAAAAAAUUUUUAUUGAAAUUUUUUAUGUCAAUUAAUUUUUUGAUUU
Cotesia glomerata is the source of this 1474-nucleotide messenger RNA. RefSeq names its product tRNA (adenine(58)-N(1))-methyltransferase non-catalytic subunit TRM6 (gene Trmt6). The record is from RefSeq and is a predicted model, not a curated record. NCBI's taxonomy places the organism in Eukaryota, Metazoa, Arthropoda, Insecta, Hymenoptera, Braconidae. The transcript is spliced from 2 exons. Gene Ontology annotation, biological process: tRNA methylation. Gene Ontology annotation, cellular component: tRNA (m1A) methyltransferase complex; nucleus. Bases 36 to 1427 code for a protein of 463 amino acids.